This is a messenger RNA of Moneuplotes crassus, 804 nucleotides long. Lineage: Eukaryota; Ciliophora; Spirotrichea; Euplotida; Euplotidae. The record is from the annotation of a GenBank genome assembly.
AUGCUGCCAUUUCUGAAUCAACUUGAAAAAGAGCCAAACAUUGGCCCCUUCCUAGAACCAGUCGACUGGAAGGCCCUUGGCCUUCAAGACUAUCCUAAAAUCGUCAAAAAGCCUAUGGACUUAAGAACGAUCCGCGAAAGGGUGAAACAAGGCGGGUACGCUAACUUCGACAUGUUCUACGCGGAUGUCCAGCUCGUCUGGAACAACUGCAAGUCGUACAACAUUGCCGAGUCAGAGAUCUAUAGGAUGGCCGAAGACCUUGAAAGAACCAGCAAGAAAAUGUACAAGAAAAUGAUCAGCAGCACUAAGAAGAAGCGGGAUGAGAAAGAAGAGAAAUCCCAAGAAGAAGACGAAGAGGAUGAAGAAGGCGAUAUAAGCUUCGAUGAGAGAAUCAAGUUUACCGAUUAUGUCAGGAAAUUGACCAUAGAGCAGAUGACCACUUUGGUAAAAAUGAUCCAAGAUACUUCCCCAGGCGUUUUGGAAGAUCUAGAUACGGAUAAAUUGCAGAUUAAGGUCAAUGAUAUUAGUAAAGACCAUUUUGAGAAGUAUAUGAGUUAUGUUCAAAAUUGAAGCACCAAGGAAACCAAGGCCAAAUCUGGAAGUGUUGCUGAAGAAGAAAAUUCUAAGAGCAAUAAUGAGGAGCAAGAUGAGCCAAUGGGCAGCCAGACAAAAGUUCCAGAGAAGACUAUUAAAAAGGAAGAGAAUGAUGAAGAGGAAGCAAAGAACAGUGACGAUUCUUCUAAGAAGUACGGACCUGAAGGAAAGAGGUUUAAAGCUGAAUAAGCUUCUAAAUAUAACUAUUUC